Symbiodinium necroappetens is the source of this 843-nucleotide messenger RNA. The record is from the annotation of a GenBank genome assembly. Lineage: Eukaryota; Dinophyceae; Suessiales; Symbiodiniaceae.
AUGGUUUUAUGUUUGCAUCAGCGGCCCCCAUUGGAGCGAUUUCGAGUCCUAUGCGCUGUGUGCCUUGUCUUUGAUGCCAUCUUCAUGCUGAUUUUCGUCUUGUCGGGAAUGUCUGCCAGUGUCCUUUCAGCGGAGACACUCUGCUACGAGCAAAAUGGCUAUUCUUGGCACAAUAUCCUGGCCUUGAGUUUCAUCGUGUCAGCGAUAUUCGCUGGUUGGGGUGUGCUACUGCAUGGUGGCGUUGUUACCAGCGGCGAGGGUGCACCACUGAAGGAAGCGCAACUGGUAGGCGUUUCUCGAUACGGCCACAUCCUUGUGGCCUGGACGUUUAUUGCAGCAGUACUGGAAGCCAUAGCCUACAGGCAGCAACCUGCUGCUUGCAUGGGAAACGGGGAGGCGGCAGUGGCCCAGCCAACGCUCACAACAGAUAAUGGCUUGACCGACAGUCAUGUCGAGGCAGUGUGGCACUUGGUGUCCACAGUGAUGUGGCUGGUGUGGGUGGUGGGUGCGGUUGCUGCCGCAAUGUCCGCGAAACGCAACAUACCACUGCUUUUGGAAGCAAGGCAGGCACCAGACAGCUCCGCAGAACGGGAUGGCGCUCAACUUGUAGGAGUGCCGGUGGAGGAUCUGCCCACAGGGACGGUGACUGGGAUCGCUCAGCCAGCCACCGGGGCUCCCGGCGCGGCUCCAGGGGCUCCUGAGCUAGCGACGUUUCAAGGCAUGCCAGUCGCGGUGGCAGGCUCGAUCGGAGUCGAUGGAGUUUGCCAAGGCAUGCCUGUUCGGGACGAAAGUGGCAAUGUGUCCCGUCCGAGUCCGGCUUUGGGCUUCACGAAAGAAGUAUGA